This is a messenger RNA of Quercus robur (English oak), 2390 nucleotides long. RefSeq names its product pentatricopeptide repeat-containing protein At1g08070, chloroplastic. The coding region runs from base 87 to 2315 and encodes 742 amino acids. The transcript has a single exon. The record is from RefSeq and is a predicted model, not a curated record. Gene Ontology annotation, biological process: RNA modification. Gene Ontology annotation, molecular function: protein binding; RNA binding; zinc ion binding. Lineage: Eukaryota; Viridiplantae; Streptophyta; Magnoliopsida; Fagales; Fagaceae.
CACCAAACACCGACAUUGCUUUGCUAAAAAGUACCAAGUUAAACAAACCCAGCAAUAUCUAACAACAAACAUAAAGUCAUAAAAAAAUGGUGCUCCCUGUCUCACCAUCUUCUUCACUAUCACUACCCAUUUUAUCUUCUUCCACUCAUCAUAUCCUCCCGGCUUCUGAUCCUCCAUACAAACUCCUCCAAUCCCACCCAUCUCUUUAUUUACUUUCCAAAUGCAAAAGCCUCCAAGACCUCAAGCAAGUCCACGCUCAAAUCAUCAAGACUGGUCUUCACAACACCCACUUCGCGCUAAGCAAGCUCAUCGAGUUUUGCGCCGUCUCACCCUAUGGAGACCUCGCUUACGCGUUGUUACUCUUUGAAUCCAUUGAAGAACCCAACCGCUUCAUUUGGAACAACAUUAUACGCGGCUACUCGUUGAGUUCGAACCCGAUAGUAGCUUUGGAGUUAUACGUACGUAUGAUUCUAUGUGGGACUGAGCCGAAUUCUUAUACUUUUCCUUUUCUUUUCAAGUCUUGUGCGAAAAUAGGGGCUACCCAUGAAGGGAAACAGAUCCAUGCACACGUUGUGAAGCUUGGGCUUGAGAAUGAUGCCUUUGUGCACACUUCGCUUAUAAAUAUGUAUGCGCAAAAUGGUGAAUUGGGUAAUGCACGUUUGGUGUUUGAUAAAAGUACUCUGAGAGAUGCGGUGUCGUUUACAGCCUUGAUUACUGGGUAUGUUUCAAGGGGUUUUAUGGAUGAUGCUCGUCGGCUUUUCGAUGAAAUUCCUGUGAGAGAUGUGGUAUCUUGGAACGCUAUGAUUGCGGGCUAUGCACAAUGUGGUCGGUUUGAAGAGGCGUUGGCAUUGUUUGAGGAGAUGAGGAAAGUGAAUGUACAACCCAAUGAGAGUACCAUGGUGACUGUACUUUCAGCUUGUGCUCAGUCAGGGUCGGUUGAAUUGGGCAAUUGGGUGCGGUCUUGGAUUGAGAACAGUGUACUUGGUUCGAAUCUUCGGCUUGUUAAUGCACUUAUUGAUAUGUAUUCGAAGUGUGGUGAUUUGGAAACAGCUCGAGGGUUAUUUGAUGGGUUGCACCAAAGGGAUGUGAUUUCUUGGAAUGUUAUGAUAGGUGGUUAUACGCAUAUGAGCUGCUAUAAAGAAGCAUUGACGCUCUUUCAGCUAAUGCUAAGAUCGAAUGUUGAGCCCAAUGAUGUGACCCUUUUAGGUGUUCUUUCAGCUUGUGCUUACUUGGGUGCUCUUGACCUUGGUAAAUGGAUUCAUGCGUAUAUAGAUAAGAACUUUCAACAUAUGACUAAUAACUCUCUUUGGACAAGUCUAAUUGACAUGUAUGCCAAGUGUGGAAAUAUAGAUGCAGCAGAACAAGUCUUUAAUAAUAUGAAUCUUAAAAGCUUGGCUUCCUGGAAUGCGAUGAUAUCUGGGUUAGCCAUGCAUGGGCACCCAGAUAAGGCAAUUAGGCUUUUUGAAGAAAUGGCCUAUGAAGGAAUCAAACCAGAUGAUAUCACAUUUGUUGGUUUAUUAUCUGCUUGUACACAUGCCGGUUUGCCAGAACUUGGACGCCAAUAUUUUAGUUCAAUGAUUCAUGAUUUCAACAUUUCACCAAAACUGCACCACUAUGGAUGCAUGAUAGAUCUUCUAGGCCGAGCUGGGAUGUUUGAUGAAGCAGAGACCCUAAUGAAGAAUAUGGAAAUGAAGCCUGAUGGGGCCAUCUGGAGUUCUCUGCUAGGAGCUUGUAGAGUUCAUGGACGUGUCGAACUUGGUGAAUAUGUUGCUGAGCAACUCUUUGAAUUGGAGCCUGAUAACCCUGGGGCUUAUGUGCUUUUGUCAAACAUAUAUGCAGGAGCUGGUAGAUGGGAUGAUGUAGCUAGGAUUAGAAACAGGCUAACUAAUAUGGGAAUGAAGAAAGUUCCUGGAUGUACCUCAAUUGAGGUGGAUGGAGUUGUUCAUGAGUUUGUUGUUAGUGACAAAGUACAUCCCUUGAGAAAAGAUGUCUACAAAAUGUUGGACGAAAUAGAUAGGCUUUUGGAGGUGGCUGGGUUUGUGCCUGAUACGUCCGAGGUGCUUCGUGACAUUGAUGAGGAGUGGAAGGAAGGAGCCUUGAGUCAUCAUAGUGAGAAGUUGGCCAUUGCUUUUGGUUUAAUCAGUACAAAACCAGGGACAACAAUCAGAAUUGUUAAGAAUCUUCGUGUAUGUGGAAAUUGUCAUUCGGCUACAAAGCUAAUAUCUAAGAUCUUCAAUAGGGAGAUCAUUGCGAGAGAUAAGAACCGUUUCCACCAUUUUAAAGACGGUUUUUGCUCAUGUAAAGAUUAUUGGUAAAAUGAUUUAACUUGAAUGAAAUAACAUAUGUAAAUAACAUCAAUUUGAUUUACUACGGAAGAUAAUUUGCAUUCA